This is a messenger RNA of Peronospora belbahrii, 1245 nucleotides long. The record is from the annotation of a GenBank genome assembly. NCBI's taxonomy places the organism in Eukaryota, Oomycota, Peronosporomycetes, Peronosporales, Peronosporaceae.
AUGACCAAGCUUAGCAUUAAAAACGUGGAUGUGAAAGGUAAACGCGUGCUUAUUCGUGUGGAUUUUAACGUCCCAUUUGCACAGGACGGGUCCAUUUCCAAUACGCAGCGCAUUGACGCUGCGCUGCCCACUGUGCAGUACGUGCUGGAUCAAGGUGCUAAGUCUAUCGUGCUUAUGUCACACUUGGGCCGUCCUGAAGGCAGACCGAAAGACAAGGAAUCACUUGCCUCUGUGUCUGAGGUCCUUGAAAAGAAAUUAAGCCGUAAGGUCAUUUUUCUGAAGGAUUGUGUUGGCGCUGAAGUUGAAGCUGCUUGCGCUGAUCCCGUUGAAGGUACAGUGAUUCUUCUUGAGAAUCUUCGCUUUCAUGCAGAAGAGGAAGGGAAAGGAAAAGAUGACAAGGGUAAUACGAUAAAGGCAUCACCUGAAGCUGUUGCCGCCUUUCGUGCUUCGCUCAGUAAGCUGGGUGAUGUGUACGUUAAUGACGCUUUUGGCACGGCCCACCGCGCACACAGCUCUAUGGUGGGCGUGAAUCUUCCCGUUAAGGCCGCUGGUUUUCUUCUGGACAAAGAGCUUGUGUACUUUGCAAAAGCUUUGGAUACGCCACAACGCCCAUUUGUAUCGAUUCUAGGCGGUGCAAAGGUCGCCGACAAGAUUCAGUUGAUUAUGAACAUGCUUGACAAGGUCGACGAGAUGGUCAUUGGUGGUGGUAUGGCCUACACCUUCAAGAAGGUGCUUAACAACAUGGAGAUAGCCAGCUCGCUAUACGAUGCGGAGGGCGCUAAGAUUGUGCCGCAGAUUAUCGAGAAAGCGAAAGUCAAGGGCGUGACGUUGCACCUGCCUGUGGACUUUGUCGCCGCCGAAAAGUUUGCGGCAAAAGCUGCCAAUAAAAUUGUCACUGAAGACGAGGGUAUCCCUGCUGGCUGGAUGGGUCUGGACAUUGGUCCCAAGUCGAGCGAGGCCUUUUCCAUCACCAUUAGUAAGGCCAAGACCGUCGUCUGGAACGGCCCCAUGGGCGUGUUCGAGUUUGACGCUUUUACCAACGGAACGAAGAGCGUCAUGAUUGCUGUCGUUAAGGCCACAGAGUUGGGUGCCACCACCAUCAUUGGUGGUGGUGACACGGCAACGUGCUGCGUGAAGUACAACACGGAGAACAAGGUCAGCCACGUGAGCACAGGUGGCGGUGCCAGUCUGGAGCUUUUGGAGGGCAAGGUGCUGCCUGGUGUAGACGCUUUGUCGCCGGCGUGA